AACUCAUUAAAAGAAGACGCCCAAAUUUCACGAACAUCACCCAUUAUAUAGAACAGAUAAACUGUAAUCCAAACUUUUCUUCCACUUUCUGGAAUCUGCAUUCUGGCUUCUGUAAUUCUUAUCAUCUCUCUCUCUCUCUGUGAAGAUGCCCUUCUGUGAGGUCGGUGGAGAUGGAGGUGCGAGCAAUGGGUUCAAAAUUUUCUACAAAACAUAUGGUCACGGGCCGACCAAAGUUCUUCUCAUCAUUGGUUUGGCUGGGACCCAUGAUUCGUGGGGUCCUCAAAUUAAGGGACUAACGGGGACGGAGACUCCCAACGACGAUGAUUUCACGGUCGUUGAUCGGAAACCAGGGGGUGAUGGAGGCAAUGGGCUUGUUGAGGUCUGCGCAUUUGAUAAUCGUGGAAUGGGUCGGAGCUCGGUGCCCACCAGAAAAUCGGAAUAUACAACAAAAAUUAUGGCGAAAGAUGCAAUUGCUCUAUUGGAUCAUCUGGGUUGGAAAAAAGCCCACGUUUUUGGACAUUCAAUGGGAGCUAUGAUAGCUUCCAAAUUGGCAGCUAUGGUUCCCAAUAGAGUUCUUUCUCUGGCUUUGUUAAAUGUAACUGGUGGAGGCUUUCAAUGUUUUCCAAAGCUUGAAAGACGAACUAUAUCCAUUGCAAUUCGUUUCUUAAGGGCGAAGACUCCUGAGCAGAGGGCAGCUGUGGACUUGGACACACACUACACAAAGGAAUAUCUUGAGGAAUAUGUUGGAGCUGACACAAGGAGAACAAUUCUACAUCAUGAAUAUGUGAAAGGUAUAUCUACAACUGGGAUGCAGUCUAGUUGUGGUUUUGAUGGUCAAAUUAAUGCAUGCUGGACGCAUAAAAUGACAAAUACAGAACUUGAAUUGAUUCGUUCAGCUGGAUUUCUCAUAUCAAUUAUUCAUGGCAGGUGGGCAGUCAUUGCUCAGAAUGUUACUCCUUGUUACAGCCCUUUUGAGAAAAUUAUAAUUUAUGGAACACCUGAAAGAAUCUCUUUUUUUUUUUUUGGACUAUAUAGGUAUGAUGUCAUUGCGCAAAUAUAUUAUGCAAGGAAACUUGCUGAGAAGUUGUAUCCCUCUUCCAGAAUGAUAGACCUUCAUGGAGGGCAUCUAGUGAGUCAUGAGAGGACAGAAGAGGUUAAUCAAGCUCUUUAUGAGUUGAUCAAGGCUUCAGAAAUGAAGAUCAGCCCAAGUGAGUGGACAAAUUUGCCAAUGGAAAGUUCUGGGACACAAAUGUCACUACUCAGCAGAUCAAAUGCCGAUGGAGGCUUCAUGUUGAGCACCGUGGAGAAGCUACGUCUUUGCCUAGUAUACCUUUUUGGUCUCUUGGUGUUGGUAUACGAGUACAUACGAAGAGCUUUGAGAAGUCUAAAACCAGUUAGAGAAAGGAAGGAGAAGCCCAACAGCCUACCUCUGUUCUUUUUGCAGGGUCUCGUGUAUUAAUUUCUGAGCCCACGAUUUGCCUCAUACUAUAACUGCUGGGUAUCAGCUAGACGAAAACCCCCUAGACAGGUGAACCAGCCUCUUGGACGUUCUUGUAUGCAACAACAAAAGGGGAUUGGAAACACUAAUGCAGGUUUUUCUGCAUCGAAGGGAAAAUUCAGCGGGAAUAGCUAGCAUCCUACCCUAACAUUAACUUGUCACUGCAUAUGCUAACAGCUAUGAGAGAGUAUAGUAUAUUUGUGCUGCUCACACCUUUGGAAUUUUAUUGAUAUCUGUUGUGAGGCAUACUUUUCCCCUGUUAAGAAUAUUUAUGUGAUUGAAAUUCACGGCUUAUGAAUACUCGAUAUACCUAUCUGAAUUCAAA
Molecule: messenger RNA, 1823 nt
Organism: Malania oleifera
Lineage: Eukaryota; Viridiplantae; Streptophyta; Magnoliopsida; Santalales; Ximeniaceae
Exons: 10
Coding region: 146-1459 (437 amino acids)
Source: RefSeq, a predicted model, not a curated record